AUGGCGGCACUUGCCUCUCUACCCGCUCAGCCAGCGCAUAAUCGCUCUGAAUCCUUCAGCUAUGAGAAGGGAGGAGACAAGGAGAAGGUUGGGUCGGUGGAGAUUGCCCACUCCAUCCACGAGGAGGUGGGCGACGUCUACGACGAUAUUCGUGCUAUCGAUCUCGGAGAGGAUGGCAAGGAACGACCUAUAGAAACGGACGUUGAUGUUGCAACCCGUCUUAUAUCCUUGGAGGACGACCCGACGCUUCCAGCGUUCACCUUCAGGAUGUGGCUUCUAGGCAUCGGACUCUCUUGCUUUGGAGCCGUUCUCGGCCAGAUAUUCUACUUCCGGCCACAGACUGUAUACGUCAGCCAGCUGUUCCUUCAAAUUAUUGCAUAUUUGUUGGGGAUUCUGCUCGAAGAAGUAGUACCGGGGCCACGCAAUGCUCGCAUCACUACUACAGACAAUGCAUUCUGGAGAUUCAUGAACCCUGGGCCAUUUAACAUCAAGGAGCAUGUCGCAAUUACAAUCUUCUCGACUACGGCGGCUGAGUCGGCCCUCGCCAUCAGCAUCUUUGCUGCAGACGAACUCUACUACAAUAUCGAGCCUAAUGUCGGCGUUGGCAUUUUCACGCUCAUCGGCUCCCAAUUGAUGGGAUAUGGCCUCGGAGGUCUCAUGCGUGCUUUCCUCGUCUAUCCCACCUACAUCGUCUUUCCCAAUUUGCUUCCUACGGUCCAGCUAUUCGACGCGCUCCAUCGAGGCAAGAAAAUAUUCCUCCAGAAGAAACGUGUCAAGUUCUUCUGGUCGAUAUUCAUCGCCAUCUUCGUUUGGGAAUGGUUCCCCGAAUUCAUUGCUCCUGCUUGGGUUACUCGGAUUUUCGGCGGCGCUGCUGGAAAUGAAGGUCUUGGAAUGUUCGCAUUCUGCCUUGACUGGAAUUAUGUUGGUUCCGGUGGCGGGUCUAUGGGCGCUCUCUUCACCCCGCUUUCCACUCAGCUGUCUCUAUACUUCGGAACCGCCAUUUGCAUUAUCGCGUUUUGCGCGUGCUACGCCAACAACGUCUGGAGCGGUCAGAAUUUCCCAUUCUUAUCUCAGGCUCUCUUCUACGAGAAUGGGACACUCUACGAUCAACUUGCGAUACUUGACGAACACUUCCGCCUAGACCCCGCCAAACUCGCAGAACAGGGUCUACCAUGGUUCGCAAGCUCCCAGGUUCUUACCAAGAUUGGAUCCAACUUGGCCAUUGGAGCAACCAUCAUGCACGUCAUUCUGUGGUACGGAAAGGACAUAAUUGAGGUAAUCAGAAAAUAUCGGGCUGGUGAGAACUACGAUCCCCAUCUCGCCAAAAUGAAGGUGUAUCCCGAAGUUCCUAUGUGGUGGUACCUCGCCGUCCUCGUGGCCAGCUUCGCGAUGGCGAUGGCGACAAUCUAUACGGGCCAUUCUGGACUACCGUGGUGGGGUUUAAUUGUCGCACUCAUUAUUUCGGCCAUCUUCCUGCCUUUCGUGGUCACUGUAUAUGCCAUCACUGGAUUCGUUCCCAAUAUUCAGAACCUGGUUCAGAUCUUGGGAGCCUCCAUGCUUCCCGGAAGCUCCCAGACGAACAUGUAUUUCACGCUCUACGGAUUUAACACUCUUGACCAAGCUCGUGGACUCAUCCGCGAUUUGAAGAUGGGUCAAUACACGAAACUGCCCCCUCGCGUCACCUUCACCGUCCAGUGCCUGGGCGCUGUUAUCGGAGGCCUCUUGAAUUAUAUUAUUAUGAAGGUCAUUAUUAGCAGCCAUCGUGAAAUCCUUCUAGACGUUCAGGGCUCCAAUAUCUGGUCUGGUCAACAAGUUCAAUCAUUCAACAGUGACGCCGUUUCUUGGGGUGCCCUCGGAAACCUCCUAUACGCACCAGAUGGACGUUACGGCAUCGUUCCAUUUUCAAUCCUUAUCGGCCUUGCUGUCCCCGUGCCCUUCUGGAUUAUUCACCAAUUCUGGCCGAAGUCCGGAGCGAAGCAAGUCGUCACGCCCAUCCUCUGCUGGACGUUGGGCUAUCUCAGCGUUGGUAUCAACAGCUCGGUGUUUACGACGUUCUGCCUUGCGGUGUUUUCACAGUAUUACCUCCGUAAACACCGCCCAAGGUGGUUCAGGAAGUACAACUUCCUUCUGUCGGCGGCUCUAGAUGGGGGAACGCAAGUUAUGGUCUUCGUGUUUACCUUCGCUGUUGGAGGAGGGAGUGGGACGGUGGUCAAUAUGCCGAACUGGGCUUUGAAUCCUACAGGGAACCCGGAUUAUUGUAAGCGACUCACUUAG
Messenger RNA from Cyclocybe aegerita, 2274 nucleotides. The record is from the annotation of a GenBank genome assembly. Lineage: Eukaryota; Fungi; Basidiomycota; Agaricomycetes; Agaricales; Hemipholiotaceae.